Molecule: messenger RNA, 7706 nt
Organism: Nomascus leucogenys (northern white-cheeked gibbon)
Lineage: Eukaryota; Metazoa; Chordata; Mammalia; Primates; Hylobatidae
Product: protein AHNAK2-like
Biological process (GO): regulation of RNA splicing
Cellular component (GO): nucleus; costamere; cytoplasm
Molecular function (GO): protein binding
Source: RefSeq, a predicted model, not a curated record
GGUAGCCUGGCGCGCGGUGUCCGCAGUCCGAGGUCGGCCGCCCGCGGCAGCGCAGGGCAGCGGGGCAGAGCGCGGCUCCCGCCCGCCCGCCCGGUGCGCCGGAGCCGGGACCAGCGACUGGACGCGACGGGCCGCCAGGCCCGCACCGCCUGGCCGCCGCGAUGUGCGACUGCUUCCACAUGGUGCUGCCCACCUGGCCCGGAACCCCCGGCAGCGUGUCCGGCCGACAGCUGCAGCCCGGGGAGCCAGAUGCGGAAACUGAAGAUGACCACUCUGUAAGUGAGAGCAGGAGGAAGUGUGUCCUCCUCAUAUCCUGCCCCAAUUCUUCCUGGGCCCUGGGAGAACCGAGUGGCAAAAGUAACUGGAUUCUCUCCCGUCAGGUGACUGAAGGGCCUGCGGAUGAGGUCAUUCGACCACGGCCACAGGGGUCUUCACCUGUCUACGAAUACACGACUGAGGCUGCUGACUUUGGACUCCAGGAAGACGCCCCCGGCAGGCAAGGUUCUGCUGGGAGACGGAGAUCCUGGUGGAAGCGAGAUUCAGGGGACUCACGGACAUUUUUCAAGAUGAGUCGUCCAGAGGCCGUCCAGGAGGCAACAGAGGUGACGCUGAAGACAGAGGUGGAGGCAGGAGCCAGUGGCUACAGUGUCACAGGUGGUGGGGACCAGGGGAUCUUCGUCAAGCAAGUGCUGAAGGACUCCUCAGCCGCCAGGCUUUUCAACUUGAGAGAAGGCGAUCAGCUGCUCAGUGCAACCGUGUUCUUUGACAACAUACAAUACGAAGAUGCUCUCAAAAUCCUUCAAUACUCAGAGCCAUACAAGGUUCAGUUCAAAAUCAGACGGCAGCUCCCUGCCCCACAGGAUGAAGAGUGGGCUUCCAGCGAUGCCCAGCGUGGCCCACAGGGCAAGGAGAAGGAGGACACGGAUGUUGCUGAUGGGUGCAGAGAGACCCCCACGAAAACUCUGGAAGGAGAUGGGGACCAAGAGAGACUCAUCUCCAAACCCAGGGUGGGGAGAGGCAGGCAGACCCAGAGGGAGAGGCUCUCUUGGCCAAAAUUUCAAUCCAUAAAGAGCAAGCGGGGGCCGGGACCCCAGAGGUCACACAGCUUGUCAGAGGCCUACGAGCCCAGGGACGCACAUGACGUGUCCCCUACAAGCACAGACACAGAGGCCCAGCUCGCGGUGGAGCGCCAAGAGCAGAAGGCAGGGCCGGGCAGCCAGAGGAGGCGGAAGUUCCUCAACCUGAGAUUCAGGACAGGCUCGGGACAGGGCCCUUCAUCGACAGGACAGCCAGGCAGGGGGUCCCAGAGUGGGGUGGGCCGUGCUGGGGUUCUGGAAGAGUUGGGGCCCUGGGGUGAUAGCCUCAAGGACACUGGGGCUGCCACAGGCAGCAGGAGAGAGGAGAGGGCAGAACAGGAUCGAGAAGUGAUGCCUGCUCAGAGCAUGCAGUUGCCCACAGAGCUCGGUGACCCUAGAUUUUGCGAGGGAACCCCUCAGGAAGGGGGACUCAGGGCAGCCGGGCUCCAUGGAAAGACCCUGGAGGGGCAGGCACAGGAGACAGCAGUGGCCCAGAGGAAGCCCAGGGCCCAGCCAACUCCUGGAAUGAGCCGGGAGGGUGAAGGCGAGGGACUGCAGAGCCUGGAAAUCGGGAUCGCCAGGCUGUCCUUGAGAGACACAACCGAAGGAGGCACACAGAUCGGCCCACCAGAAAUUAGGGUGCGAAUACACGAUUUAAAGACACCAAAAUUUGCAUUUUCCACAGAAAAAGAGCCAGAAAGAGAAAGGCGCCUUAGUACCCCACAGCGAGGGAAGAGACAGGAUGCGUCCUCAAAAGUGGGUACUGGCCUGAAGGGUGAGGAGGUGGAAGGAGCAGGGUGGGUGCCAGGCAGGGAACCAACCACACAUGCAGAGGCACAGGAGGGUGAAGGAGAUGGAGAGGAAGGACUACAGAGGACAAGGAUCACUGAGGAACAGGACAAGGACGGGGAAGACACAGAAGGACAGAUGAGAAUACCCAAGUUCAAGAUACCCUCCUUAGGAUGGUCACCAAGCAAGCACACAAAGACAGGGAGAGAAAAAGCCACACCAGCCACAGAGCAGGGAAGGGAAGGAGAGGCCAUAGCAACAGCCGAUAGAAGAGAACAGAGAGGCACAGAGGAAGGAUUAAAAGACAAAGAAGACAGUGAUUCAAUGACAAACACAACAAAAAUACAACUAACACACGACGAAAAACGCUUAAAAAAGGAAGAAAUUCUGAAAGAAAAGGACAUGGCUGCCAAAGACAGCAAGUUCAAAAUGCCCAAGUUCAAGAUGCCGUCAUUCGGGGUGUCGGCCCCAGGCAAGUCCAUCGAGGCCUCAGUGGAUGUGUCUGAGCCGAAGGUGGAGGCCGACGUGAGCCUCCCCUCCAUGCAGGGGGACCUGAAGACCACUGACCUCAGCAUUCAGCCCCCUUCCGCUGACCUGGAGGUCCAGGCUGCCCAGGUGGAUGUGAAACUCCCAGAGGCCCAUGUUCUGGAGGGAGCUGGCCACAAAGGGCACCUGCCCAAAGUGCAGAUGGACAGUUUCAAGAAGCCCAAAGUGGACCUCAAGGGCCCCCAGGUGGACAUCAAGGGCCCCAAGCAGGACCUGAAAGGCCCCAAGGCGGAAGUGACGGCCCCCGACAUGGAGGUGUCUCUGCGCAGCGUGGAGGUGGACGUCCAGGCCCCAAGAGCAAAGCUGGAUGGUGCGCGGCUGGAGGGAGACAUGUCCCUGGCCGACAGGGGCGUGACAUCCAAAGACAGCAAGUUCAAAAUGCCCAAGUUCAAGAUGCCGUCAUUCGGGGUGUCGGCCCCAACCAAGUCCAUCGAGGCCUCAGUGGACGUGUCUGCACCCAAGGUGGAGGCCGACGUGAGCCUCCCCUCCAUGCAGGGCGACCUGAAGACCACUGACCUCAGCAUUCAGCCCCCUUCCACCGACCUGGAGGUCCAGGCUGGCCAAGUGGACGUAAAACUCCCGGAGGGCCCCCUACCCGAGGGAGCCGGCCUCAAAGGGCACCUGCCCAAGGUGCAGAUGCCCAGUUUCAAGAUGCCCAAAGUGGACCUCAAGGGCGCCCAGGUGGACAUCAAGGGCCCCAAGCUGGACGUGAAAGGCCCCAAGGCAGAGGUGAUGGCACCCCACGUGGAAGUGUCUCUGCCCAGCGUGGAGAUGGAUGUCCAGGCCCCAGGAGCCAAGCUGGACGGUGCGCGGCUGGAGGGGGAGCUGUCCUUGGCCGACAAGGAUGUGGCCGCCAAAGACAGCAAGUUCAAAAUGCCCAAGUUCAAGAUGCCAUCGUUGGGGGUGUCGGUCCCAGGCAAGUCCAUCGAGGCCUCGGUGGAUGUGUCUGCACCCAAGGUGGAGGCCGACGUGAGCCUCCCCUCCAUGCAGGGGGACCUGAAGACCACUGACCUCAGCAUUCAGCCCCCUUCCGCUGACCUGGAGGUCCAGUCUGGCCAAGUGGACGUGAAACUCCCAGAGGGCCCCGAGCCCGAGGGAGCCAGCCUCAAAGGGUACCUGCCCAAGGUGCACAUGCCCAGUUUCAAGAUGCCCAAAGUGGACCUCAAGGGCCCCCAGGGGGACAUCAAGGGCCCUAAGCUGGACCUGAAAGGCCCCAAGGCGGACAUGACGGCCCCCCACGUGGAAGUGUCUCUGCCUAGCGUGGAGGUGGAAGUCCAGGCCCCGGGAGCCAAGCUGGACGGUGCGCGGCUGGAGGGGGACAUGUCCCUGGCCGAGAAGGACGUAACUGCCAAAGACAGCAAGUUCAAAAUGCCCAAGUUCAAGAUGCCGUCGUUCGGGGUGUCUGUCCCAGGCAAGUCCAUCGAGGCCUCGGUGGACGUGUCUGCACCCAAGGUGGAGGCCGACGUGAGCCUCCCCUCCAUGCAGGGGGACUUGAAGAACACUGACCUCAGCAUUCAUCCCCCUUCCGCCGACCUGGAGGUCCAGUCUGGCCAAGUGGACGUGAAACUCCUAGAGGGCCCCGUGCCCAAGGGAGCCGGCCUCAAAGGGCACCUGCCCAAGGUGCAGAUGCCAAGUUUGAAGAUGCCCAAAGUAGACCUCAAGGGCCCCCAGGUGGACAUCAAGGGCCCCAAGCUGGACCUGAAAGGCCCUAAGGUGGAAAUGACAGCCCCCGAUGUCGACGUGUCUCUGCCCAGCGUGGAGGUGGAUGUCCAGGCCCCAAAGGCCAAGCUGGAUGGUGUGCAGCUGGAGGGAGACCUGUCCCUGGCCGACAAGGACGUGACUGCCAAAGACAGCAAGUUCAAAAUGCCCAAGUUCAAGAUGCCAUCCUUCGGCGUGACCGCCCCAGGCAAGUCCAUCGAGGCCUCGGGGGACGUGUCUGCGCUGAAGUUGGAGGCCGACGUGAGCCUCCCCUCCAUACAGGAGGACCUCAAGACCACUGACCUCAGCAUUCAGCCCCCUUCCGCCGACCUGGAGGUUCAGGCUGGCCAGGUGGACAUGAAGCUCCCAGAGGGCCACGUGCCCAAGGGAGCCGGCCUCAAAGGGCACCUGCCCAAGGUGCAGAUGCCCAGUUUCAAGAUGCCCAAAGUGGACCUCAAGGGCCCCCAGGUGGACAUCAAGGGCCCCAAGCUGGACCUGAAAGGCCCCAAGGCAGAGGUCAUGGACCGCGACGUGGACGUGUCUCUGCCCAGCGUGGAGGUAGACAUCCGCCCGGGAGCCAAGCUGGACGGUGCGCGGCUGGAGGGGGAGCUAUCCUUGGCCGACAAGGAUGUGGCCACCAAAGACAGCAAGUUCAAAAUGCCCAAGUUCAAGAUGCCGUCGUUGGGCGUGUCGGUCCCAGGCAAGUCCAUCGAGGCCUCGGUGGAUGUGUCUGCACCCAAGGUGGAGGCCGACAUGAGCCUCCCCUCCAUGCAGGUGGACCUGAAGACCACUGACCUCAGCAUUCAGCCUUCCGCCGACCUGGAGGUCCAGUCUGGCCAAGUGGACGUGAAACUCCCGGAGGGCCCCGAGCCCGAGGGAGCCAGCCUCAAAGGGUACCUGCCCAAGGUGCAGAUGCCCAGUUUCAAGAUGCCCAAAGUGGACCUCGAGGGCCCCCAGGGGGACAUCAAGGGCCCUAAGCUGGACCUGAAAGGCCCCAAGGCAGACAUGACGGCCCCCCACGUGGAAGUGUCUCUGCCCAGCGUGGAGGUGGAUGUCCAGGCCCCAGGAGCCAAGCUGGACGGUGCACGGCUGGAGGGGGACAUGUCCCUGGCUGAGAAGGACGUGACUGCCAAAGACAGCAAGUUCAAAAUGCCCAAGUUCAAGAUGCCGUCGUUCGGGGUGUCGGUCCCAGGCAAGUCCAUCGAGGCCUCGGUGGACGUGUCUGCACCCAAGGUGGAGGCAGACGUGAGCCUCCCCUCCAUGCAGGGGGACCUCAAGACCACUGACCUCAGCAUUCAGCCCCCUUCCGCUGACCUGGAGGUCCAGGCUGGCCAAGUGGACAUGAAGCUCCCGGAGGGCCCCCUGCCCGAGGGAGCCGGCGUCAAAGGGCACCUGCCCAAGGUGCACAUGCCCAGUUUCAAGAUGCCCAAAGUGGACCUCGAGGGCCCCCAGGGGGACAUCAAGGGCCCUAAGCUGGACCUGAAAGGCCCCAAGGCAGACAUGACGGCCCCCCACGUGGAAGUGUCUCUGCCCAGCGUGGAGGUGGAUGUCCAGGCCCCAGGAGCCAAGCUGGACGGAGCACGGCUGGAGGGGGACAUGUCCCUGGCUGAGAAGGACGUGACUGCCAAAGACAGCAAGUUCAAAAUGCCCAAGUUCAAGAUGCCAUCGUUCGGGGUGUCUGUCCCAGGCAAGUCCAUCGAGGCCUCGGUGGACGUGUCUGCACCCAAGGUGGAGGCAGAAGUGAGCCUCCCCUCCAUGCAGGGGGACCUCAAGACCACUGACCUCAGCAUUCAGCCCCCUUCCGCUGACCUGGAGGUCCAGGCUGGCCAAGUGGACAUGAAGCUCCCGGAGGGCCCCCUGCCCGAGGGAGCCGGUCAAGGGCACCUGCCCAAGGUGCAGAUGCCAAGUUUGAAGAUGCCCAAAGUAGACCUCAAGGGCCCCCAGGUGGACAUCAAGGGCCCCAAGCUGGACCUGAAAGGCCCCAAGGCAGAGGUGAUGGCCCCCCACCUGGAAGUGUCUCUGCCUAGCGUGGAGGUGGAAGUCCAGGCCCCGGGAGCCAAGCUGGACGACGCGCGGCUGGAGGGCGACCUGUCCCUGGCUGACAAGGAUGUGGCUGCCAAAGACAGCAAGUUCAAAAUGCCCAAGUUCAAGAUGCCGUCGUUCGGGGUGUCGGCCCCAGGCAAGUCCAUCGAGGCCUCGGUGGAUGUGUCUGCACCCAAGGUGGAGGCUGAUGUGAGCCUCCCCUCCAUGCAGGGGGAUCUGAAGACCACUGACCUCAGCAUUCAGCCCCCUUCCGCUGACCUGAAGGUCCAGUCUGGCCAGGUGGAUGUGAAGCUCCCAGAGGGCCACGUGCCCGAGGGGGCCGGCCUCAAAGGGCACCUGCCCAAGGUGGAGGCGCCCAGUUUAAAGAUGCUCAAAGUGGACCUCAAGGGCCCCCAGGUGGACAUCAAGGGCCCCAAGCUGGACCUGAAAGGCCCCAAGGUGGAAAUGACAGCCCCCGAUGUCGACGUGUCUCUGCCCAGCGUGGAGGUGGAUGUCCAGGCCCCAAAGGCCAAGCUGGAUGGUGUGCAGCUGGAGGGAGACCUGUCCCUGGCCGACAAGGACGUGACUGCCAAAGACAGCAAGUUCAAAAUGCCCAAGUUCAAGAUGCCAUCCUUCGGCGUGACCGCCCGAGGCAAGUCCAUCGAGGCCUCGGGGGACGUGUCUGCGCUGAAGUUGGAGGCCGACGUGAGCCUCUCCUCCAUACAGGAGGACCUCAAGACCACUGACCUCAGCAUUCAGCCGCCUUCCGCUGACCUGGAGGUUCAGGCUGGCCAGGUGGACAUGAAGCUCCCAGAGGGCCACGUGCCCAAGGGAGCUGGCCUCAAAGGGCACUUGCCCAAGGUGCAGAUGCCCAGUUUCAAGAUGCCCAAAGUGGACCUCAAGGGCCCCCAGGUGGACAUCAAGGGCCCCAAGCUGGACGUGAAAGGCCCCGAGGCGAACAUGACGGCCCCCCACGUGGAAGUGUCUCUGCCCAGCGUGCAGAGGGACGUCCAGGCCCCGGGAGCCAAGCUGGACGGUGCGCAGCUGGAGGGGGAGCUAUCCUUGGCCGACAAGGAUGUGGCCACCAAAGACAGCAAGUUCAAAAUGCCCAAGUUCAAGAUGCCGUCGUUGGGGGUGUCGGUCCCAGGCAAGUCCAUCGAGGCCUCGGUGGAUGUGUCUGCACCCAAGGUGGAGGCCGACGUGAGCCUCCCCACCAUGCAGGGCCACCUGAAGACCACUGACCUCAGCAUUCAGCCCCCUUCCGCCGACCUGGAGGUCCAGUCUGGCCAAGUGGACGUGAAACUCCCGGAGGGCCCCAAGCCCGAGGGAGCCGGCCUCAAAGGGUACCUGCCCAAGGUGCAGAUGCCCAGUUUCAAGAUGCCCAAAGUGGACCUCGAGGGCCCCCAGGGGGACAUCAAGGGCCCUAAGCUGGACCUGAAAGACCCCAAGGCGGACAUGACGGCCCCCACGUGGAAGUGUCUCUGCCUAGUGUGGAGGUGGAUGUCCAGGCCCCAGGAGCCAAGCUGGACGGUGCACGGCUGGAGGGGGACAUGUCCCUGGCUGAGAAGGACGUGA